Molecule: messenger RNA, 1725 nt
Organism: Camellia sinensis
Lineage: Eukaryota; Viridiplantae; Streptophyta; Magnoliopsida; Ericales; Theaceae
Product: zinc finger CCCH domain-containing protein 39
Molecular function (GO): mRNA binding; metal ion binding
Source: RefSeq, a predicted model, not a curated record
UUAGGGUUUUAGCCGUUUUCAUGAGUUUUGUAACUUCACUUUGGUCUUGAAGUUACUGAUCCUUGUUCAACUAGGGCUUUGUGUACGGCGGCUAGGGUUUCUAUUCCCUUUCUGUUUCUCCUAACCCACAUAUAUACAAUUUUUUUCAUUCUAACUUUUGUUAGGGUUUUGCAUAAAAAGUUCUGAACUUUGAUCAUUUUUUUCAAAUUCACAUACAAAUUCAAUUUUGGUUUUUGAUCUGCUUUGAUGAGAUUUUGUUUUAGCCCAAGUUACAAUCUGGGUGUUCUUGAUUGUUCUCUGGAAGUCCUGUAAUCAACAUCAUAUUCAGAUUUGAACUUAAAUUCUAUCUGGGUGUUCUUGAUCAAUCAGAUAUAUUCAGCCAAAAUCAUGAGUUUUCCUGAUCCUCAACCACAGCCUCCCUUUGUGCCGCCUUUUUCGCAAGGUGAUAUUGUUGGCUUUUGGCCUCAAAUUCCAUUAAACGAUGAAGACAUGGACUCACAUUCACAAUUUGAUCAUGGACCCCUUUUUAAGAAGCCAAGAAAUUUUGGAAACAACCCAGCAAAUUCCACACCUUUUCCACCAAUGAAUCCGAGGAUUAUGGAUCUGACAAACCCUCCAAUCAAUAGAGGAACUGGCCAUAUCUUUUAUAAGACACGUAUGUGCUUGAAAUUUUUGGAGGGUAAUUGUCGGAAUGGAGAGCAUUGUACCUUUGCACAUGGGCCUGAAGACUUGCGAGAACCCCCACCCAAUUGGCAAGAAAUUGUUGGUGCGCGUGACAAGGACAAAGGGCUGGGAAAUUGGAACAAUGAUCAGAGAAUGGUGCAUAAGAUGAAAAUUUGCAAGAGGUUUUAUAAUGGAGAAGAGUGUCCUUAUGGGGACAAAUGCAAUUUUCUUCAUGAGCAGAAGUUCAAGACUGAGAUGGGGAGCCCGAGAGAGUGUUCUGCAAUAAGCAUUGGAACUACAGGGUCUAUGGUGGGGAAUAGGAGUGUUUCUGAUCAAUUCGAAGUGAAUACUAAUAAGCAUGUUAAUGCUAGUUCUGAUGAUUUUCGAGAUUAUAUGAAACCUACUUAUUGGAAGACAAAGCUCUGUAUCAAGUGGGAGACCACAGGACAGUGUCCUUUCGGUGAGAGAUGCCAUUUUGCUCAUGGGCUGUCAGAGUUACAGGCGCCCGGUGGCCACAUUGAAGCCGAAGCAGUGAAUACAUUGUCUAUUCCAACAAAACCCGUUUUGGUUCCUGCAAAUGAUGUUGUACCUCCUAGCAGGACAGUAGUCUGUGCUCCUGCAAAGGAAGAUGUUAAGGGUAAGAAAUGCUUUCCAAAGUGGAAAGGAGCCAAGAAGAUCGAUCGUAUUUAUGCUGAUUGGAUCGAUGAUCUGACACCUCCUCUGAGCUUGCCAAACAAAGUACAGAGCUGAGAAGUCUAUGAUUCACUUCAAGUUCUUUUGCGUAUGGAGUUUCUUUUGCGUUUUAUCCAACAAGAUUAAGAAAUGUUCAAUGGGUUCUGCAAUUUUGCUGUCAAUUUUGAAGGUACCCUGCAAGUUCAUUUUGAUUUAUCUCAAAGGGAUGAAAACAUGAUGGAAUGCAUGGUUUUUGUUCUUUUCUUUUCUUUUUAUUGUCCUCUAUUCAUUAAUCAUAUUAAGUUUUGAGAUUUGGAAUUGUUUGUAGACAAGAAUUUUAAUAAGGAAAUGUUUUGGUUUUCAAUAAGAAGUGUGCUUGUUUCGAAUGAA